Messenger RNA from Camelina sativa (false flax), 1205 nucleotides. RefSeq lists its product as uncharacterized. NCBI's taxonomy places the organism in Eukaryota, Viridiplantae, Streptophyta, Magnoliopsida, Brassicales, Brassicaceae. Gene Ontology annotation, molecular function: protein binding; RNA binding. Gene Ontology annotation, cellular component: U2-type prespliceosome; catalytic step 2 spliceosome; U2 snRNP. Gene Ontology annotation, biological process: mRNA cis splicing, via spliceosome; regulation of alternative mRNA splicing, via spliceosome. The record is from RefSeq and is a predicted model, not a curated record.
AUGGAUUUCUAUAUCUAAUUUUUGCUUAUUUCGAUUUUUUUCUUUUAUUAUUGUUCUAUCUCGAUCAGCGUCCGAUCUCUCUCGAUCCGGUUCUUCUCGGCGUCACGACUAAGGAGGCUCUUUCUAGGGAAGAAUGAUUCAAACUUCACUACCACCUCCUCCAGAUGAUGUUGAUUUCAAAAGUAUUAUGAUGGAGAGACUUUCAAGAAUGGCCGCCAGAGGGGGAUUGGCGAUGGAGGAGACGCUGAAGAAGUGCUAUGCUGGCCGUGGUGUUUCAUCAUCAUGCAGCUUUGUCUAUCCCGAAGAUCCUGAUCAUCAUCUUUUCAAGCAGAAAAUUGCUGAAUACACCAAGUUUCCUCCUCGUCUACCACUGGGGGGGAUACCAACGAUGAAGCUGGCAUCAUCUCUGUGUGCUCGUCCACUACCACUGGGGAUGAUACCAUUACCACCUCCUCGUCCUCUACAUGAGAAACCAGAGCCAAAGAGAACAUCAUCUCUGUUUGCUCGUCCUCCAGUGGGGAUGAUACCCCCACCUCCUCUACAUGAUAAAGCAGAGCCGAAGAUAAUGAUGCAUCCACCACCGCCUCUACAUGAGGAACCAGAGACAAAGAGAGAAAAGCUUCAAGAAGACGAGUUUUGUGCUCAUCAUCCGGGUUUAUCUACAUUCACGAUUUGUGUGAAAACUGGUGUAGUCCUCAAGAUCACAGUGCAGUCGUUAUCCGAAACCGUGGGAAGUCUGAAAGAAAAAAUUGCAGGGGAGUUGGGAAUUCCAGCAAACCAGCAGAAGCUAUUUGGAAAAACUGGGUUUUUGAAGGACGACAACAUGCCACUUGCACAUUACGGUCUUGGAGCAGUGGAGAAGCUGAGAUUGACGUACUGAGAAUGUGGUCGGAGAAAGAGAUAAGAGGACACUCCUGUUGGUGCCUUUCUUCUUAACCCUUAAAGGUCUUCUGUUUGAAUUUAGUGGCUAAAAACUAUGUUUUGGAUUGGGGAACUCAUUUGAUCAACUCUGCUUUAUAUUCUCACUUCAUUAAACUUACUAGGAUAGUACCUGCCCUACGCUGCGGGGUUGAUUUUUUUCCUUUUUUAUUAUUAUUUUGUUGUGUUUUUUUUGUAUGUUGUUUGUAAUUUUUUCUUAAUGUGUUUGGAACUUGUUGGUAUGCAGACUAUUUUUAAUAAUUAAUUGUACUUUAAGAUAAAUAAGA